CAGCAAAGGCGGAAUGGGGACCACGGAGGCCACGCUGCGGAUGGAAAAUGUGGAUGUCAAGGAGGAAUGGCAAGAUGAGGACUUCCCCAGGCCCCUCCCAGAGGAAGCAGGAAUGGAGUCCUUGGGAAGCCCAUCGGAGAAUGUGUUGGCUCCACCAAGCUCCUUACGCUUUAGUAAUGGGGCUCAUCACAAGCGGAAGACACUUGUUGCUCCAGAAAUUAACAUUUCCUUGGACCAGAGCGAAGGCUCACUCCUGUCGGACGAUUUCUUGGACACUCCGGAUGACCUGGAUAUCAACGUGGAUGACAUUGAAACUCCCGAUGAGACAGACUCCCUGGAAUUCCUGGGGAACGGGAAUGAACUGGAAUGGGAGGAUGACACUCCCGUGGCCACAGCCAAAAACAUGCCUGGGGACAGUGCAGACUUAUUUGGAGACGGAGGUGGGGAAGAUGGCGGUGCCCCCAACGGCCGCCUGUGGAGGACCGUCAUCAUCGGGGAACAGGAGCACCGCAUUGACCUGCAGAUGAUCAAGCCGUACAUGAAAGUGGUCACCCAUGGAGGUUACUACGGGGAAGGCCUCAACGCCAUCAUCGUCUUUGCGGCUUGCUACUUGCCAGACAGCAAUCUGCCUGACUACCAUUACAUCAUGGAGAACCUCUUCCUGUACGUGAUUAGUAGUCUGGAGCUGCUGGUUGCAGAGGACUAUAUGAUUGUGUAUCUGAACGGCGCCACUCCGCGGAGGAGAAUGCCGGGAAUCGGCUGGUUGAAAAAGUGCUACCAGAUGAUCGACAGACGGUUACGGAAGAACCUGAAAGCAUUAAUAAUCGUUCACCCUUCCUGGUUCAUUCGCACGGUGCUGGCCAUAUCCCGGCCGUUCAUCAGUGUGAAAUUCAUCAGCAAGAUCCAGUAUGUUCAUACCCUGGAGGAGCUAGCCCAUAAUAUUCCCAUGGAGCAUGUCCAGAUUCCAGAUUGCAUCCUGCAGUUCGAAGAGGAGCGAAGCCAGGCCAGAAAAGAACGGGCAGAAGGAGCGAAACAGGACCCGGCUGAGAGAGAGAGGGCUGCCCUUCCUUCAGAAGAUCAGGAAACAAGCAUGUCAUGAAUUGAGGUGCAGAGGCAGAUGGCGCUGAAGGAACACCCGACCUGAUGUAUCACCCACCAUAAAUGCCCUUCCUGGUGUUCAGACCUUGCAAACAUCUCAUCUUCAGCCCAUCAGAAGAAGCAGCCCGCUGCUUCCCCACUCCCAAGGCAAAGCCGGCUAGAGAGAUUCCAUCACACACAGGAGUUUGCAAAUGACUAAUUCUUUCCAGGAAAGGCACUGAGCACUAAAGUUUCCACUGUGUGGCAGAGAUAUUCUGCAGCAUCCGUCUAUCCAACUUUGGGAUACGAUGGCGUCUUGUCCGAAAACGGAGAUCUUGAUUUUUACACAGCAAGGCUUUUCCUGUAGCUGCUGCAGGCCAGCGUAGCAAUGCCAAGGUGGAAAGCACAUAUUUCUUACCAGAUAAUUGCAAGAAGAAAUGCUAGUCUUGUGCAUCGCUGCGUCAGGAACGGCUUAAGAUGAGCCUUCCUCCUUUCGGAUGCAGCCGGGGUGGCCUUUUCCAAUAGACCUGGAAAGUCUAUCCACGUGUCGCCCCCUUAACCCUUGAACCGGGGACCUCGUGCUGAAAUCCCACGCAGCAAACGGUGCGAAAGAGAAUAUUCAUCACAAUCCUCCUCCUGAAGGGGUCUCUCUCGUGAUCCUAAGUGCCCCGGCAGCAACGAACAUCCUUCAACCGUCAGCAUCACGCAGCAAAUAUACUUACGGCUUUGACUGCCUUUACGACUCUGGACAAUCAUCCCCUCCCUUUGUAUCCUGAUGCGACAGAAUGUGCAGACAGACCCAGAUCUCGUAAAGCAAGGGGAAAAAAAAAAAAAAGGAAAGGAAGCAAACUUAAAACAGCCAAGCCAGAAAAGGCACACAUUAUAACAGGAUGUAGGUUUUUCUUAAACAAGAAUCACAUUUCAGCACGGUUUUGGUUUCCAGCACAACAAAUGUGAGGAAUAUCCAGUGUGAAUAAGAACUCUGCCAAAGGGGAUUGGGGAGAGAGGCCCCAGAUCAGAACCAUUUAGCAGCUUAAUGAUCAAGGGUGGGCUUGAAACCCCACUAAGUUUGCAGCCACUCACAUCACUCG
Candoia aspera is the source of this 2168-nucleotide messenger RNA. It is a transcript of the gene ATCAY, whose product is annotated as ATCAY kinesin light chain interacting caytaxin. The record is from RefSeq and is a predicted model, not a curated record. Gene Ontology annotation, cellular component: cytoplasm. The transcript is spliced from 12 exons. NCBI's taxonomy places the organism in Eukaryota, Metazoa, Chordata, Lepidosauria, Squamata, Candoiidae. Gene Ontology annotation, biological process: apoptotic process. Bases 14 to 1099 code for a protein of 361 amino acids.